This is a messenger RNA of Penicillium angulare, 435 nucleotides long. RefSeq lists its product as uncharacterized. The transcript is spliced from 2 exons. The coding region runs from base 1 to 435 and encodes 144 amino acids. The record is from RefSeq and is a predicted model, not a curated record. NCBI's taxonomy places the organism in Eukaryota, Fungi, Ascomycota, Eurotiomycetes, Eurotiales, Aspergillaceae.
AUGCAAAGCUUGAAGGGUCAAGCUAUUGCAGCUUUCAAAAACAGUCUACCUUCCCUUUACCAACGGUGCAGACCUCUGGUCGAUCUUUUGAUAUCACUAUUUGUGGAGGAUACCUAUUUGAAUCUUGACGACAAUGAUCUUCCUUCCUGGCGGGUUGAAAAGACAUCCACAGAGCAGUGCCAGUUUCGAGAUAAGAUUGUUUGGUACCUCAAGAGCCGGCUGCGGGACAAACAUAAUGGCAUUAUCCAGUUGAACGAUGAUUAUAAUCUCCAGUUUGAUGACGCUUACGAGGAUGAUGUCUUCGUUAUUGUUUUAUACUGGUAUCUAAACGACGAUUUAGCCAAAUUUCUUCGCCAGAGAAAGGCUCCUACUACCUGCAGAUCCAUGAGUAAGUCUAAUGCUAGUAUUCACAAGCUACGGCCUAACAUAUUUUAG